Molecule: messenger RNA, 1284 nt
Organism: Haliotis rufescens (red abalone)
Lineage: Eukaryota; Metazoa; Mollusca; Gastropoda; Lepetellida; Haliotidae
Product: histidine-rich glycoprotein-like
Exons: 2
Coding region: 1-1284 (427 amino acids)
Source: RefSeq, a predicted model, not a curated record
AUGAGAAGUGAAGCGCACAUAUCAGGAACCAUCAUCCACACUGUUCCACCAUCCACACUGUUCCACCAUCCACACUGUUCCAUCAUCCACACUGUUCCAUCAUCAUCUACACUGUUCCACCAUCAUCCACACUGUUCCACUGUUCCACACUGUUCCAUCAUCCACACUGUUCCACCAUCCACACACUGUUCCACCAUCAUCCACACUGUUCCAUCAUCCACACUGUUCCAGCAUCCACACUGUUCCACCAUCCACACUGUUCCAUCAUCCACACUGUUCCACCAUCCACACUGUUCCAUCAUCCACACUGUUCCACCAUCCACACUGUUCCAUCAUCCACACUGUUCCACCAUCCACACUGUUCCAUCAUCCACACUGUUCCAUCAUCCACACUGUUCCAUCAUCCACACUGUUCCACCAUCAUCCACACUGUUCCAUCAUCCACACUGUUCCACCAUCCACACUGUUCCAUCAUCCACACUGUUCCACCAUCCACACUGUUCCAUCAUCCACACUGUUCCACCAUCCACACUGUUCCAUCAUCCACACUGUUCCACCAUCAUCUACACUGUUCCAUCAUCUACACUGUUCCACCAUCAUCCACACUGUUCCACCAUCAUCCACAUUGUUCCAUCAUCCACACUGUUCCACCAUCCACACUGUUCCACCAUCAUCUACACUGUUCCACCAUCAUCUACACUGUUCCACCAUCAUCCACACUGUUCCAUCAUCAGCCUCACUGUUCCAUCAUCCACACUGUUCCAUCAUCCACACUGUUCCACCAUCAUCCACACUGUUCCAUCAUCCACACUGUUCCACCAUCUACACUGUUCCACCAUCCACACUGUUCCAUCAUCCACACUGUUCCACCAUCAUCUACACUGUUCCACCAUCAUCCACACUGUUCCAUCAUCCACACUGUUCCAUCAUCCACACUGUUCCACCAUCAUCCACACUGUUCCACCAUCAUCCACACUGUUCCAUCAUCCACACUGUUCCAGCAUCCACACUGUUCCACCAUCAUCCACACUGUUCCACCAUCAUCCACACUGUUCCAUCAUUCACACUGUUCCACCAUCAGCCACACUGUUCCACCAUCAUCCACACUGUUCCACCAUCCACAUUACUCAACCAUCCACACUGUCCCAUCAUCCACACUGUUCCACCAUCCACACUGUUCCACCAUCCACAAAUGUUCCACUAUCCACACUGUUCCAUCAUCCACACUGUUCCAUCAUCCACACUGUUCCACCAUCCACACUGUUUCUUGUGGGAGGUGAAUAG